CUAUAGAAUUCAAACUUGAGCGGGAGCGUUUGGUGAAGACAGUGAAGCGCUUGUUAGAAGUUCGGUGACCGGCGGAGAGGUUGCCGUCCACGUUUGUUACAGCCUAGCUGCUGCACAUGCGCGGUCCUCGGGUGUAACCGGGGAGCAGACAGCCGGGAGAUGGCGACCACAAUGAUGAACUUGCGCAAUCUUUUUGAUCAAUUAAUGCGCCAGGUGGAAGGUCUAAACGAGGGGAUAGAACCGCAAUUCAUUCAGCUGGCUAAGAAUUUUGAGGAUUUCCGAAGAAAAUGGCAGAAAACGGAACAAGAGCUGGCGAAAAGCCGAGAGCUGCUGAUGAAGACAGAGACUGAGCGCAGCGCCCUCGAAGUAAAGCUGAAACAUGCUCGCAAUCAGGUGGACGUGGAGAUUAGGAGGCGGCAGAGAGCCGAAGCCGAAUGUGAGAAACUGGAGCGCCAGAUCCAGUUGAUCAGAGAGUUGCUGAUGUGUGAUCCAUCAGGAAGCAUUCAGCUCAGUGAGCAACAGAAGAGUGCAUUAGCUUUUCUGAAUAACAGAACACAAAUGUCUGCAGACGGCAAUGGGACGAGAAGAUUAUCUACAAUAGAUGAAUCUGGAUCCAUCCUCUCAGACAUCAGCUUUGACAAAACUGAGGACUCACUGGAUUGGGAUUCUUCUCUUGUCAGAAAUGUGAGACUAAAGAAGAGGGAAAAGCGGCGCUCCUCGAGGCAACAAACAGAAGGUCCCCCUGUUCCAUCAAAGAGAACUCGUUCAUUUGGCUUGACUGUGGAUCCGGCCAAUGAAUCCAUAGUCACAAAAACGACAGUAACUGUUCCAAAUAAUGGCGGUGUUAUUGAAGCUGUUUCAACUAUAGAGACUGUGCCAUAUUACACACGGAGUCGUAGGAAUGCCCAGCUCCAGCCCUGGAGUAGCGACUCUAGUUUAAUGAGCAGACAGUUUGAUGAGCGAAAUGAGACUGACAUCUGCAGAACUCCACAGAACCACGGGAUGAGACUUCAUGAAUUUGUUUCAAAAACGGUGAUUAAACCAGAGUCUUGUGUUCCUUGUGGGAAAAGGAUCAAAUUUGGAAAACUUUCUUUGAAAUGUCGAGAUUGCCGUGUUGUGGCUCACCCAGAAUGCCGCGACCGCUGCCCCCUUCCAUGUAUCCCUACUUCUGGAAACACUCCAGUUCGUAUAGGAGAGGGUACGCUGGCAGACUUUGCUCCGCCUACAUCUCCAAUGAUUCCUAACUUAGUGGUUCAUUGUGUCAGUGAAAUUGAGCAGAGAGGACUUCAUGAGACUGGUUUGUACAGAAUUUCUGGCUGUGACCGUACCGUGAAAGAGCUGAAAGAAAAGUUUUUGAGGGGGAAGAGUGUGCCUUUACUUAGUAAAGUGGAUGAUAUUCAUGCUGUCUGUGGAUUCCUUAAGGACUUUUUGCGUAACCUGAAGGAACCACUUCUUACCUUCCGCCUCAACAAAGCUUUCAUGGCGGCAGCUGAAAUAUCAGAUGAUGAUAACAGCAUUGCUGCCAUAUAUCAAGCGGUCGAUGAGCUUCCAGCAGCCAACAGGGACACACUUGCCUUCUUAAUGAUCCACCUUCAAAGGGUGUCUGAGAGUCCAGAUUGUAAGAUGAAUGUAAGCAACCUGUCUAAGGUAUUUGGCCCAACUUUGGUGGGGCAUGCAGUUCCUGAUCCUGAACCCAUGAUGAUUCUGCAAGAUACAAAGAGGCAGCCCAAGGUUGUGGAACGAUUAUUGUCACUACCAGCAGAUUUCUGGAAUCAGUUCAUGAUGGUAGAAAAUAUAGAUCCUUCUCAUAUAAUUGAAAAUACAAAUGUUUUCAACACUCCCCAGACUCCUGAUGUCAAAAUCAGUAUGUUGGGACCUCUGACGACCCCUGAGCAGCAAAUUACCAAAACUCCUUCCACAAGUUCCCUGUCCCAGAAAGUUCGAUCCACUAUUGGCAAAAAUACACCCAAGUUCGGAAGCAAAAGUAAAUCGGUUACCAGCAUUGCACGACAUGGCAAUUUCUUUGCCUCUCCGCUAUUAAAAUGAGCCGCAUCGCUCAGCAGAUGAAAAUUGCACAUUUUUCUUUUUUGUAUUAUGCUUUUGUUUAUGGGGUUAUAAUAGUAAUGAAAGAUUCCUACAAUACUGUAACAUGGAAAAAGUAAUACUGCACAACUAACAUUUUAUUUGCUACUUAUUGCAUUUUUAAAGAGUUUUACAAAUGGCAGAUUUGACUUGUUUAAUCUGAUUUUUAUUAUAAACUGUAUAGCAUGACGUGAAGCUGUUCUCCCUUUUGCUGGAGACAAUAGUAAGACAGUAGUUUUUAUGCUGGGGUGUGGGUGAUCCCUAGACCUUUUCUGUAUAUACUUCAUUUUAUUUUAGCUCCUAUAUCGUGUGCGUAUCCCUUCAUAGCAGACAUCUCACUGAAAGGAAUACCUUUUGCAGUCAGGCUAAAGUUUUAAUCUUUGAUCCGGCGAGCCUGUAAACGUAUCACUUGUGUAAA
This is a messenger RNA of Bufo bufo (common toad), 2500 nucleotides long. It is a transcript of the gene RACGAP1, whose product is annotated as Rac GTPase activating protein 1. The record is from RefSeq and is a predicted model, not a curated record. Gene Ontology annotation, biological process: signal transduction. Bases 160 to 2046 code for a protein of 628 amino acids. The transcript has 17 exons. Lineage: Eukaryota; Metazoa; Chordata; Amphibia; Anura; Bufonidae.